AUGCUUAGAUUUGUAGCCAGAAAUCUCAAUAAUGUUUAUAAAUUUUCCGAAUUGUAAAAGUUUGGAGUCUCUUUUCUUGGUUCUGGAAAUGCAGAAUAUUUGGAAAAUCUAUUCGAUUAAUGGUACUAGGAUAAUAAAUCUGUCCCUGCUACUUGGGAUUCAUAUUUUAGAUAAGUUUUGGAAUCUAACAAUUUUGAUUUCACUCCUGAGCCAUAAAAUGGAUAGGCAGUUUCUGUUAGAUUAGAUGUAUGAUAAUCCAUAAGAAAUUAGGGGUAAUCAGGUGUAAGGAAAUUAUUAAGUGAUCAUUUCAGAGUUUUAUUGCUAAUAAAUAAAUACAGACAUAGAGGACAUGAGAAGUCAUAAGUGGACCCUUUGGANUUCAUUAAUUAAAAUAUGUUAAGAAUAACAACAUCAUAAUGGUACUUAAUUUGCAUUUAGUUAUUAUUCUUAUUUAUAUUGAUAUUCAAUUAUGCUUGCCAAUCCUUAAAUUGUUGUAUAAUUUAAGAGAAAAUAAAUUAGUAAAUUUUAAUAAGAUUAAAUAUUAAAACUAUUUUAAUAACUUGA
Messenger RNA from Paramecium primaurelia, 564 nucleotides. The record is from the annotation of a GenBank genome assembly. NCBI's taxonomy places the organism in Eukaryota, Ciliophora, Oligohymenophorea, Peniculida, Parameciidae.